UCCUGCUUCGGUGGCGGUGGGCUUCUUCCCUUUCCCGCCUUCUUCAGCAGGAGGAGAGAGGAAGGAGGCGCUGGGCUUUCCAAGGCGAGCCGGGGGCUGGGCUCGUCCUGCCUGCCUGCGGGCCAGAGAACAGAGCAGCAGCAGCCUCUGGGUCCCUCCCUCUGCCCUCAGCGGCGGCCACUCGGGAGUCGGGAGUCUCGGGACCUUCCCCCUCCGACUCCAGGGAUAAAGAGAGGCUCCCCUGGAAGGCGCCUCUUUCUUUCCUUCUCUCCUUCUUCCCUCCUGGGCUUCUGCUGCUGCUGCUGCUGCUGCUGCCGGGGAGGAUGGCUCUCCUUGGGCAGACGGAGGUGGGCCAGCUCCAGGCGCUGGAGGAGCUGGUCCAGGAGCUCCAUCACUUGUUCUCCGGAGAGAAGAAGGUCAACGCGGCCCAGGUCCAGACCGCCAUGGAGUCCUACGAGAGCAACCCCGGGGACUGGGCCAGAUACGCCCAGUUCGACCAGUUCAGAUACACAAGAAAUCUUGUGGAUAAAGGAAAUGAGAAGUUCAAUCUCAUGAUCUUAUGCUGGGGAGAAGGCCAUGGCAGCAGCAUCCAUGAUCACACAGAUUCACAUUGCUUCAUGAAGAUACUUCAGGGAAAUCUAAAAGAAACAUUAUUUGAGUGGCCUGACAAAAAAGGGGUUGGAGAAAUGCAGAAGAAAUCAGAAAGAGUUUUGAAGGAAAAUCAGUGCGCCUACAUUAAUGACACCAUUGGCUUGCAUCGAGUGGAGAACCCAAGCCAUACUGAAACAGCUGUUAGCCUGCAUUUGUACAGCCCACCUUUUGAAUCCUGCUAUACCUUUGACCAAAGAACUGGACACAAGCAAAGAGUGAAAAUGACAUUCUAUAGCCAGUUUGGAGAAAGGACUCCAUAUACAACAUCAGUUUCACAAGAGAACAACUGAGAACAACCCAAGGCCUGAGGAUUUGUACUUUUUCUAAGCAGAAGGAAGAUUGUAUGGUUGGACCAAGUGGUGUCUGAAUAAUUAUACCUAGGACUACAGUAGGAAAACUUCAUGGUCAUGUAGAUUCUUUUUAUUUCUUGAAAACGAAAGAGGGUAAUGUCAUGGCCAGUUGCAGAAUGGAAAUAACCAUAUAAUCGGGGUUCUUUUGCCACCCCUUCUCAAUUAUGUAUUUGAGACUAUGUACACACACAUUCAGAAUUUGGGCUUUUAAGUAUGGUAUUACUGUUAGCAGCCCCAACUUUAUGAAUUUAUGCCAGUUUAACAAGUAAGGUAAAUUGUUAGACUCUGGACAGCAUUAACAUAAUUAAUGAUGUAUUCAUCAUGCUCUUGGGUGGGUAACCUGUGGCCCUCAAGAUAUUGUUAGACUGAAGCUCCCAUCAGCCCUAACCAGAAUAACCAAUAAUGAAGAGCAAUAAUUAAAUCCACUAUUCUUCGUUAUUCAGAGGAUCACAUGUUGCCCAUCCCAACUUAGAAUGGGAGCUGUAUACUGUCAACAGCCUUGUUUUAUCAUGCGUUUAAUGUUCUGUUGGAACUUUUAAAUCAUUUGUGUAUUUUUAAAUCUCAUGUUAAGAGUGGGGUAGUUUUAAAAUGGGAACAGUAAUGAAUGUUUUGUACCAUUUUGUUUUUGUUCCAGAGAAAACAGUCUGUAAAAAUUGUUAAGGAUUUUCAAUGAGAUCAGCAUCUUGUUUUUAAGGUGGAUUGGGUUGUUAAAACCUAUCCAGCAACCUAAUUAAACCUGAAUUUUGGGCACAAAUUUCAAAA
This is a messenger RNA of Sceloporus undulatus (fence lizard), 1763 nucleotides long. RefSeq names its product cysteine dioxygenase type 1 (gene CDO1). Bases 324 to 941 code for a protein of 205 amino acids. NCBI's taxonomy places the organism in Eukaryota, Metazoa, Chordata, Lepidosauria, Squamata, Phrynosomatidae. The transcript has 5 exons. Gene Ontology annotation, molecular function: cysteine dioxygenase activity; ferrous iron binding. The record is from RefSeq and is a predicted model, not a curated record. Gene Ontology annotation, biological process: L-cysteine catabolic process.